AUGUCUUGCAAGUUCUUUGACGGUUAUGCUACCUGUCUGUCUAGUGCGCUGUCAUAUGAAGCCAAAAAUGGAACGCCGAUGCUGUCAAUAAUAUGCUGA
This is a messenger RNA of Parastagonospora nodorum SN15, 99 nucleotides long. RefSeq lists its product as hypothetical. The record is from RefSeq and is a predicted model, not a curated record. Lineage: Eukaryota; Fungi; Ascomycota; Dothideomycetes; Pleosporales; Phaeosphaeriaceae. Bases 1 to 99 code for a protein of 32 amino acids. The transcript has 2 exons.